Messenger RNA from Rangifer tarandus platyrhynchus (Svalbard reindeer), 309 nucleotides. The record is from the annotation of a GenBank genome assembly. Lineage: Eukaryota; Metazoa; Chordata; Mammalia; Artiodactyla; Cervidae.
AUGGCCCGGCUCUCGCUCACUUCUCGCAGCUACCGCCGGACUCCUGGGUCCCGCAGCCCGGGCAGCGGCGGCCUGGCCGGCUCUUUGUUACCAUCUGCCACCGCUUCCGGGAGCGGGCCGGCGGCCGGCGAGCACCGGGAGCCGGGCGAAGGGGGGUCACGGUCUCGGGUAGGGGGGCUCCCGAACACCGCAGCGCCAACAGCGCCGAGAGCGCUUCCUGGUUACCCCCACGGCUUCCCCCGGCUCGUGGGGGACCUUCGAUGGAGCCCGUCGCGCCCGAGUCAACUCAACUCUGCGCCGCCAGAUUAG